Molecule: messenger RNA, 396 nt
Organism: Macrosiphum euphorbiae (potato aphid)
Lineage: Eukaryota; Metazoa; Arthropoda; Insecta; Hemiptera; Aphididae
Source: the annotation of a GenBank genome assembly
AUGACCCGAAUGAAAACUUUGUGCGCUAUGGAAUCAUUGGUAGAAGGCGUCCCACAAGUUAAUUUCGUCAUCUGUCCAGCCGUGAUUGAUGACUGCGACCAAAUCUACGAAUUAGUACAAGAAUACUAUUCCGAAUACGGUAUACCGAGUAGCAGACAGUUGAACAAAGACACAUUCAAGAGGGAUGGAUUUGAAUCUCAAAAUCCAAGUUUCCAAUGUUUUAUAGCAAAAACAAGAAAAGAAGAAGACGUUAUUUUCGGAUUCGUACUGUGGUUUCGACCGUCCGAGAACACGACCGGCCAGCCAGUGUUCCUCGAAGCACUGUACGUGUCCAAACCUUACCGACAGAAACACGUCGAACAAGCACUCUUCGAGAAAACUAUUCAAAUCUAUUGA